Messenger RNA from Trichomonas vaginalis G3, 1947 nucleotides. Its product is annotated as surface antigen family. NCBI's taxonomy places the organism in Eukaryota, Parabasalia, Trichomonadida, Trichomonadidae. The record is from RefSeq and is a predicted model, not a curated record. The transcript has a single exon. The coding region runs from base 1 to 1947 and encodes 648 amino acids.
AUGCUGAUUUGUUUUCUACUUUCACAACGUAAUAUCAGUAAAUUUCAAUAUCGUCCUGGAAGUAAUGAUGAAGUUAUUGUUAAUUGUAUAGGAUCAGAAGGUGACGUUGUUAUUCCUAAAACUGUUAAAGAAAUAGCAGAUGGACCGUGGAGUUUCUUUGAAUGUAUAGGUACAAUCACAUCAAUUACUUUCCAAGAUGACAGUGAAAUUAUCAGUAUUGAUAGUAAUAGCUUUUACAGCCUUGAAAUUGAACUCGCAAAUCUGAGUAAUUGUAAUAAACUAGCUUUUCUUAAUUCGUCACUAUUUUAUAAUUGCAUUAAUUUAAAAACAGUUAUACUUCCAAACAAUAUUUCAAGUAUAGGUAAUAGUUGUUUUGGUGUUGAUUCUAGUUUACAAUCAAUAAGCUUUCCAGAAAGUUUAGUAGAGAUUAAAGAAUAUGCUUUUUCUGGUUGUGGAUUCACAAGCAUCACGAUACCAGGAAAAAUCAGAAUUGGAAAUGGAGUAUAUUCUAACUGUAAAUCGUUAAUUAAUAUCACAAUUCUAGGAAAUAUAUCAUAUAUUAGUAAAACGUUUUUUUCGAGAUGUGAUUCAUUAACAAAUAUCAUAAUCUUUGGAAAUGUAAAUGUUAUUGAAGAAGAUGGAUUUUCUAAUAGUAAAUUAUUAACAAACGUUACAAUCCUUGGAAAUGUUAGUUAUAUUGGUCAGCAAGCAUUUUAUAACUGUAAAUCAUUAACAAAUGUCAGAUUCAAAGGAGGUUUAAAAUAUAUUGGAUAUGAUGCAUUUUUUAACUGCACAAACCUAACAAGUAUCUCAAACAUAGAUUGUUCAACUACUAUUUCAGAUUCUGCAUUUUAUGCAUGCAUAAACUUAGAGAGUAUAUCAAUCACAGGUGAUAACAUUUCUAUUGGAUCACAAUCAUUUGAAUCUUGUACAAUCUUAUCAAAUAUCACAAUAAUAGGUGAUAACAUAUCUAUUGGAGAAGCUGCAUUUAGAUCUUGUACAAACUUAUCAAGUGUCACAAUCACGGGUGGUAACAUAUCUAUUGGAUUGUAUGCGUUUUAUCAAUGUGCAAACUUGAUAAGUUUUGAAAUUCAAGGAAACUUAACAUUAUUGCCUGAAGCAACAUUUUAUAAAUGCGAGAAAUUAGUAUCUAUCGUAUUGCCAGAAAGUUUAAAAUUUAUUGGAACGUCUGUAUUUGCAUGUUGCACAAACUUACAAAAUAUUAUUUUCCCAAGAAAUUUAACAUAUCUUGGAAGAUACACAUUUUUGUCAUGCAAAAGCUUAAAAAGUAUUAUAUUACCAGAGAGUGUAACAGUUAUUGGUUCUGGACUAUUUCAAUAUUGCACAAACUUAGCAACUAUCAUAAUGCCAGAUGGUUUGAAAUCUAUUGAAUAUAGUGCAUUUUCUGAAUGUACUGGUUUAACAAGUAUCCCAUUUCCAGGAAGUUUAACAUCUAUUGAACAUAAGGCAUUUCGUAAAUGUACUGGUUUAACAACGAUCUCAUUUCCAGGAAGUUUAGCAUCUAUUGAACAUGAGGCAUUUUCUGAAUGUGCGAGUUUAACAACGAUCUCAUUUCCAGGAAAUAUAACAACUAUUGGAGAAUCUGCAUUUUCUUCUUGUCCAAAAUUAAAAAUUAUUACGUUCCAAAGCAAUACUAAUACGAUUUCUUUUUACUCAAAUCCAUUUUCGGACAAUAUACUAAAUUUUUCCAUUCAAACAGUUUUAACAAACUCGUCUAAAGAUUUUUUUGGCGAAAAGUCAGUUUACGUGCACUAUAAAAACAUAACAGAACUUACCGAUCAAACAACAAUUGAUGUUCUUCAAUACAUCGCUAUUGAGCACAUAAUUAAUCCACUUGAUGCUUUAACUGAAAAUGUCAAUGAUCCUAUUGUUUAUGAAUCUGAUUAUAGUUUUCUCUCUAUUCUCUUGAUUGGUCUAUACUCAUAG